Messenger RNA from Parastagonospora nodorum SN15, 922 nucleotides. RefSeq lists its product as hypothetical. The record is from RefSeq and is a predicted model, not a curated record. Lineage: Eukaryota; Fungi; Ascomycota; Dothideomycetes; Pleosporales; Phaeosphaeriaceae. The transcript has 2 exons. The annotation marks the transcript as partial.
AUGCAGCCCGACAGCACCCUUCAGCUGCCCACUGCCCACUGCUUAAAGAAGACGAUGCGCUACGUCUCCUCCCAUGAGCCUUUUCGAUUGCAGCAUCCUGAAGAGCGGUUCCCAGCUACUUUUGUCGCAGCAACUGGCCAUGCCAUGGACCCGCUCAGCGUCACGGCCAGCAUUAUUGCCAUAUUUCAAUUGACGGUGAAGGUCGGUGAGCGCCUGCACGAUGCUAAGGACGCUUCAACAGAGCGCAGCCAGUUCACGACUGAAACAUCGAAUCUCUCGAGCCUCCUUCUCACUCUGUUGUCCCACAUCGACGAGAGCUCCAACGAACCAUGGCACACAAAGGUCCGAGAGCUGGGCGGAAAGGAUGGCCUUGUCUACCAGUACCGAGUUGCGUUGGAGCAGCUGAAGGACAAGAUAUUAGGUGGACACGGACUAAAGAAGAUAGCGAAGACUCUCCUGUGGAAGUACAUCAAAGAGGAUGCUGAAAGCAUCCUGUUGAGGAUAGAGCGACUAAAGUCGCUCGUGCAGAUUGCGCUGCAAAUGGAUCACUUAGGCAGCGUCACUCACACCUGCAGCAAUUUGUCCCAAGCGAUCGAGAGCCGUAUGACUUCCAUGCAAAACGACAACAAGGCUAUCAAGAUAGGCGUCGAUGCCAUGCAGCAAGACCAAGACCGUCAAAGGCACCACCUUAUCAUGGACUGGCUAUCCUCGGCCGACUUUUCCGCUCAGCAAUCCGACUUCAUUGCGCGCAGGCAAGAAGAAACAGGCUUCUGGUUCCUUGAGUCCCCUGAGUUCACUGAUUGGGUUAGUGGUACAAGUCAGACGCUAUUCUGUCACGGCAUUCCUGGAGCAGGCAAGACGAUGAUGACAGCGAUUGCGGUGGAUCAUCUGCAGAAGACUGUGCAGACUGCUGACAUUGGAG